UUGGUCAGCUUGGGCUGUAUGCAAAUAGAAACGACUACGUCAGAUCCUGAACAUGAGCGCCAUUUUUUUCCUUCAAUAAGGGGAAGAAAGGGACAAAAGCUCACCAAAAGGAGCCUGCCUCUGGACGGGGGUUUAGCAAACGUCACCUUGCGCGUUUUUGACCACAGCUCUACAGAAAGCGGCGAGCGCGUGUUGACGGAGGAUGCUGCUUCCGGACGGGUACCUGUGAGCAGCGCUCGUGCCAGCAAACGCAGCUCCCCGACGCACGCACACACGCGCACACACACCGCACGCACGCACGCACACGCAGCUGGGGGGCCGUUGGAAGUGGAGACACGUCGGCCCGGUCGGGAGGAGGCGGCACGGCGACGACCGACGUCAACUGACACGGACGAGAAAUGGCCAACAAUUGAAUCGUUAUUAUUAUUCACGCAGAGACUGACGUGUGGAAUUGUGAAAAUCAGCUGUUGCACAGCUUCAGAGGAAUAAUGUAUCAGUGUCCAGUUGGAAAUAUUGAGAAGAUCCGAAAGGCGCGCAAGGCGGUGAAAAAUAUCCUUGGUGAGAUCGGCCUCGAAGACUGUCAGAACCUGCUGAAGGAUCUGAAUGAAAAGACUGAGAAAGACUCCGAUGAAGACGAGGUGUUUCAGGAAACCGCCUGGGUCGAUAUCACAGAUGGAUACAAUGUCAGACUACAGAAAAAGUGGCCUUAUAGGUCUCGAUCUCUGUGCUGCAGCAUGUGCAAGUACUCCUCGCAAAACAUCUACAACUUCAGGAGCCACAUCUCUCGUUGCCAUGGAUACCUGCAGUCGUUCUGCGCCCUGGCACCCUGUUCUAAGUGCCUCUACAUCGGACACCCCAAGUCUCUCAAGAAGCACAUGCUGUUCUUCCAUGCCACCUACAUACAACCGCAGAGGGAAGGGCCUCAACCCGCCCAUCGCGGAAAUGAGCGGUAUCAGUGUCGGAAAUGUGGCUUUCCGGCACCCUCUAUCUUCACGAUGAAGAAGCACAUCAUCCUUAAGCACCUGGACAGUGUAGCAGAACGGUAUAUCGGUUACAGAUUCCUCCUUCAAGGGACUACAUCUGUGAAGGUCUACUGCUGCAAGGUGUGCAAGGUGAACACUGGAAACCUCGACCAAAUGUUGCAUCACAUGCUGGUGGAGCCGUCGCAUUACCCGGUCAGCACCCAAGUGCAGAGUCUGAUUCACGAGAACAAGAACUUGACAGUUAAAGCGGCGCCCAAUGGGAGCGGCGUGUUUGUGACGUUCCCAAACAUUGCUCCUAAACCGCAGCAGCCUCAAAUUUUCAACAGUAAGUCCAUGGUUCUACCGAGUAAUGGCCAACCUGCUGGGACUAUGGUGGCCUUACAGCAGUUAGGAAGAACAAACAGUGCGACUCUUAUCUGUGCACCCGGAACCAACCAGGCGUUUCUGCCCCCUCAAGCGUCGGCGCUAGUUCAACUAGCUAGUGCUGAGGCCAAAGGUCUGCUCCAGCCUGGUGCCACGAUAGCCCUCCGAGGUGCUUUGCCUCAGGGGCCGGGGUCUAUGGUGCAGCUGCCUACGAUGUCCAACGUGUCUCUGAAACCGGCGCCUAUGGCUCUGGUUUCACCUCCAGCACAACAGCAGCAAAUUGUUUUCUCGUCGGGACUGCGGGCCAACGUGGCGGGCGUAUCGAAGCCAGCCGCAGACACGCGAAAUGCACCAACGAAACAAGUCGCCCUGCAAGGUACCAUGCUGACCUCACAGUCCCUGCUUAGUCACUUGAUCCCGACUGGCAACAAGAUGAAUGGCAUGCCCACUUACACGUUUGCUCCGCUGCAAGUAGCAAUGCCGGCCUCCCAGAGCUCAAGUUCUCCUCUCAAGGCUGUUGAGCAAACAAAGAACUCCGCCCCGCCAACUAAGAAAUGGAUUACCUGUCCCCUCUGCAAUGAACUUUUCCCCUCCAACGUCUUUGAUGUGCACACAGAGGUCGCUCACCAGCAAAAAUCUAACGCGUCCAAGUCAGAAAGUGUGGCGGCACAAGCAGCUUUCCUGAGAAAAAUGCCGGACAAGACUGUCAAAUGCCUCACGUGCAAAAUUCUACUCUCAGAAAAAAGCGUCUUCCAACACCUUCUGCAUGGCCUAAAUUGUUUGUACUGCUCCGCUUUGUUCUUUUCCAUCAAGCAGCUAGUUGAGCAUGUAAAGCAGCACAAUCCCACAAGCAAGACAUACUGUGAUUUUCUGAGGCAGAAGUACAGGGUCUACUCUAAAGGUAUUGGAGGAAUCCUGUUUCCUUACUUCGACGUCCACACCACCGCACCAAAAGAGGUCUUGGGAGAGACCGAGGUCAACCUGGCACUGGUCACAAAUUCCCUCGACCUGAUCUUCAUUAAGUUGCAGCCCAGCAGCCAGCCGGACAUCUGCACGGCGACGGCAAAAAUCAACAGCGCGUAUUGUCCCUUCUGUGACGAGAAGUUUCAGAGUGAGACCGAGCACCUGCAGCACCUGAAGCAAAAGCAUUUAGUGGCACCCACCAUUCACGCUAUCCUCAAAACAGAGGCCUUCAAGUGCAUAUACUGCAACGGCGUGUACACGGGCAAGGUCACCCAGCAGGCGGUGAUGCUGCACAUUCAGCGCUGCCGUUGUUCCCCGAAACAACCACAGCCAGACAAAGCGGCGGUGGCGCCGCCACAGCCGCAGAAACCCGUUCAGCAGUUUACGCAGCCCCUCUACUUUCUCCAAAUGUCACCGGGUAUGACCAUGAACCAGGCUCUGGCUCCAGCUCGGGUGAUUCAGGCUGCACCGGCCGCGCCCCCUGCCGCUGCCGCAGCAGCAGCAGCAGCAACAGCAGCAACAACAACUCGUCCCGAGACGGAAGCGCAGCUGAUGUCGAAGAAGAGGCUGGAGGCUGCGUGGAUGCAGGUGAUGGCGACCAACAAACGUGAGCGGGAACAAAAGGCGGCCAUUCGCAGGAAGCGCGAGCAGGACAAGCUGCGGCCGGCGGCGGCGCCGCUGCCGCCAUCACCGGCACCGGCUCCAGUGGCACCGGCACCCAUUGUGCUUCAGCUGGACCCCGCGGUGAAGCUGCUGCUGGAGCCCAACUCGGCCGAGUGCCGCGGCGGCGAGAGCCGCAAGGACUUCCUAUCCAAGUACUUCAACCUGAACCCCUACGCAAACCGGACAGAGACCGACGAGCUGUGCAAGAGGUUGUCCCUCACAAAGGUGGAGUUGGCGGGCCACUUCAGCAGGAAGCGCAGUAAGUGCAUGAAGAGCCUCAGGAGCAGCAAGGCCGCCAUAUUCCUCGGCUUCAACAUGACAGAACUGAGCAAAGUCGAGCACAAUCUCAUAAUCCCCGAACAGCGGCCCGCCGAGGCCUCGGAGCAGGCGGAGAGCGACGAGGACGAACCACAGCCGAUGGAUGAGAGCGGAAACGAGAAAGCUACCGACGGCGAGCCGGUGGAGCAGAUGGAAUAAGUCUGAAACCUGUGAAAAUAUCCCUAAUUAACAGCAAAACGACCUAGAUAGUUUGACGCGAUCAUACACUAGAGAACCACGCAGUGCAUACGUCACAUUACGGACAUGCGCGGUACCUGUAAUAGAGCGCAGUCUCUUAAUGUAGCCCACGUUAAUGGCGCUUUCUUUCACUUCAGUAGGUUAUCUGUGGUCCCUAUCCUUUAUAACACAAAUACAGAGAAUAUAAUAAAGAUCCAGAAUUGUCUGUGAAAUACAAAGGUGUCUCACUGGUGAGCUGCAACAAUUCCUAUCUGGUUACAAUAUCUUAUUUACAAAUGGCUACUGACUUCAACUGAAGCACUGACUUGCUCUUAAUAGCUGCUUUUUUGUUUUUUUUUCACCCCUAUUUGUAAUUUAAAUUCCUACAUCACUGCUUGUCUCCCACUAUCAGAAAUUUAGUUUACACGUCCACGCUCGGUUUAUUACUAUAUUGUGCUUUUCCGUUUUAAAAUAUUAUUUUGUCUUGCAUAUUUGGACCUAUGUGUGUUUUUUUGUUUUUACCAUGGUUACAUUUGGGAUUGAAAAUGUUUCUCGCUCACCAUCUCCGUUGCAGUUUUCUGAAACCAAAUAUUUAAGGGGUCAUGAAUUCUCCAUUUAAGAAGUUAAGGAUUAUAUAUUUCUGACCAUGUUGCUUUCAUGAGUUUGUCAGAUAAAACUGAUUUGUGCCAUUAUGAAAGUUUGCAUAGAUUUGAGGAAAUUUUCCCUAGAGAUCCAACAAAAUAAGUUAUUGGGUGGACACCAUAAAUAUUUUGCUCUACGGAGCGCAGUUCUUUUGUACUAGACUUGUAUUUUGUUGAGGAUUGAAAUUGCUAGAAGGGGUGCAAAUGAUCAUUCUGUUCAAGGCCACUGUGUUGCAUCAAAUUUAGUGGAUUCCUUUUAUGUGAAUUUCAUGUCAAUGUUUUUUAUUUCAUAACAUUAAAUUAAGCUGUAUUAAUGGACCCUGAGGACAUUUCCUCUUAUGUAUAACUAAAUAACAUCAGUAACGUCUUUUAUUUAUACAGCUUGAAAUAAAAGACAAGAUGUGUUUA
Messenger RNA from Gasterosteus aculeatus aculeatus (three-spined stickleback), 4516 nucleotides. It is a transcript of the gene adnp2b, whose product is annotated as ADNP homeobox 2b. Lineage: Eukaryota; Metazoa; Chordata; Actinopteri; Perciformes; Gasterosteidae. The record is from RefSeq and is a predicted model, not a curated record. Gene Ontology annotation, biological process: regulation of gene expression. Gene Ontology annotation, molecular function: DNA binding. Gene Ontology annotation, cellular component: nucleus.